Eleginops maclovinus (Patagonian blennie) is the source of this 2992-nucleotide messenger RNA. It is a transcript of the gene slc25a35, whose product is annotated as solute carrier family 25 member 35. NCBI's taxonomy places the organism in Eukaryota, Metazoa, Chordata, Actinopteri, Perciformes, Eleginopidae. The transcript has 5 exons. The record is from RefSeq and is a predicted model, not a curated record. The coding region runs from base 156 to 1058 and encodes 300 amino acids.
GUGCUCCAAUUUCUGCAUGUUGAUGGAUCCCACUCUGGGUGUGUGUGUGUCAGUGUGUGUACAGUUAUGUGGAAGGGGGAAAUGCUGCUGAGCAGACCUCCUGUGGCAUGAAGGACGGGUCGGACUAGCAGGCCUGUGAACGGCGGACAGUCGCGAUGGACUUCAUGCUGAGCGGAGCGGCGGCGUGCGGAGCCUGCCUGUUCACCAACCCGCUGGAAGUGGUCAAAACUCGGAUGCAGCUCCAGGGAGAGCUCAAGAUUCGGGGCUCGUACCAGGUUUACUAUCGCAACGUGUUUCACGCUUUCUACACUAUCGGUAAGGUGGACGGACUGGCCGGCCUCCAGAAAGGGCUGGUGCCCGGGCUCGUGUAUCAGUUUUUUAUGAAUGGAGUCAGACUCGGAUCGUUCGCCAUCAUUGAGUCCUCAGGUUACAUCCACACGGAGGGCAGAGUCAGUGCGGCUAAAACCACGCUAGCAGGAGCUAUGGCAGGAGUGGUGGGAGCAGUGAUGGGAAGCCCCGUGUACUUGGUAAAGACUCACCUGCAGAGUCAGUCUACCUCCUCUAUUGCAGUUGGACAUCAGCACAAACACCAGGGGAUGACCAAAGCUCUGGCAGCCAUCUACAAGCAGCAUGGCAUUCUGGGACUUUGGAGGGGCUCCAGUGCUGCUGUACCGAGGGUCAGCGUGGGGUCAGCUGCACAACUCUGCACUUUCUCCUCUGCCAAGGAACUCGUGCUGGAUUUACAGGUGUUCCCAAAGAACAGCUGGUUCGUGGCCCUGACUGCCGGCAUGAUCAGCAGCGUGGUGGUCGUGGUGGCUAUGACGCCUUUUGAUGUUGUCAGCACGCGCCUCUACAACCAGCCCGUGGAUCAUUUGGGGAAGGGGCAGCUCUAUAAAGGAUUCACUGACUGCUUUUCCAAGACACUGAAGAAGGAGUCCAUGAUGGGACUCUAUAAAGGCUUGGGAGCCUCUUAUUUCCGGAUCGGCCCCCACACCAUUUUGUCCUUGUUCUUCUGGGACGAACUGCGCAAAAUGUACCAGCACCAGAAGCUCAGAUAACACAAGGGACAGAGCUGGAAAAUGGGUAACUCAUUAAGCUGUGCGUUGUCCUCAUUUAAUGAGGUUAAAGGAAAACUAGGCUCUUUUAAUUCAUGUGAAAGAGAAAGAGCAAAGGUUACAUUUUUACACUCCAAUAUGGAAACAUUAGGUCUGUUAAAAUAUGAAACCCCUAAAAGGACUCAUGUACAGUUUGCUUUACGUCAAACACUAGGGCUCUUUUGUAGCAUUUAACUCCUCAGUUGUGCCAUUCCCAACAUAUAUCAAAUAGCGUACACUGGACACUCGAACGUAGCUUAUGGAGAAAGCAUCAAAUGUGGCCCCAGUUUGAGGAAAUUAAAGCAUAGUGCCAACACACGCCGCAGUAGCAGAACCACCACUAAUCUAAAGUGAUGUGUGCACAUAAGUCCAGUAGCAGCUGCUCCAUGCUCGAUUCAAAUUAACAAAGGGUUGUAAUAUAGAAAAGUGUAUCUUAAAGGGAAACACAAUGCACGAUGCCAAGGGGAAACAAAGCGAGCUGAUUUUACAGUGAAAUGGUUGAAACGUGACAUGAAGGCUGUUGAGUGUGUUGGGAUAUUUAACAAACCAAGCUAUACAAUUACGACAUAUCCAAGUGUCUCUUUUAAUUAAUAGAAACGGCAAACCAUGUAACAUUUAUUGUACAUUUUAAUUAGUUAUUGAAGACAUAAUGCAGCAUAAACACACUUUUUUUAAGGCAACACCUACUUCAACUACUGCCACCGUGAUGAAGAUUACCUGAAUGUACUUUAUGAUACUUUCACAAUAAUAUUUAAUGCGUUUUAAAGCAGAGACUAGCACACUUCAUGAGUUAUGUAUGUUUACUUUUAAAGGGUCAGCAAAUUCAUUGUGACUGAAAAUAAAAUGCCAUUGAGCAUUUCACUUUAGACUUAGCUUAUCUGCUAAUGCACUUUUAAAAAGAAGUGCAACACAAAUCAAAUGUGGAUAACGAAUCAAACCAUUCAGCUUUCUUUUAGGGUAUUUUAUUUCUUGCAAGAACGUUUAGUCAGUCAUACAGAAAGUCUGCAGAGUGAAAGACGAAGAAUAGAGUUUAGGUUGCAUAUUUAAACACAGAGAGGAGAAGUGGGGGGGUCGAGCUCGGUGAUAAUGAAAGCAACAUUGUGGAAGUUUAGGGAGGCUGUAUCAGGAUGUUCGCGGUUCAACAGAAGAACAUUGCAACAAAUCCUUUUUGUAAGGAAUGUUCCCAAAGCUUAGCAAAGAAGUGAAAGCUAGAAAAUAAGAAUCACGCAAUGAUAUUAAUAAAAUCAGUGAGUGAGUAUGAUAUUGUUCCAUUACAAAUGCUCAUAAGUUCAGGAAUAGUAGAUAAAGGACUCUCUAAAAACUGCCAAAUGUCACAAACUAUUUAUUGUAUAUGGAGGUGGUGUUUAAUAAACCUGCUUCUGCAAAACUGUUUUUUUUUAAUAUACAAUUUUAAGAAUGAAUUCAUUACAACAAUUUAAAAUGACAAAAUAAUGUGUAAAAUAAACAAGAAUAACUAUAUAGCACCUUUUCAAACUGUUGAGUGAGUUAAAUAUAAAUAAAUCAGUGUACUCCUACAGCAUGGGCUUUUUAAAAACUUGCUUCAAUGGUUAUUUAUAAUAUUGACUUUCUAAAACACUUCAUUUUUAUUCUUGUUUUUAUUUAUUUAACUUCAGUCCAUUUUAUUCCAUCUUUCUGUUUUUUCAGGCAUCCGAAAAGUACCUUAAAAUUCUUUAAAGCAUCAGGUUAUUAACGUUCGUGUAGAGAGGAUGUCCAAAUACAUCCUGUACAUAUUUUUAAUUGUACCCUCUCCAGGUCAGAAAAAGUGUUCCUAAAUUAAAUAGGCGUAUGACCCGCCGGAAGAAAAGUUAGAUUAUGAAUGCAGUUUAUUUCCACACCGUUUGAAGGUCAUGUUAGAGCAGGUUUGGCAUCAAUUAUAU